GUUCAUCACUUUUCGUGUACUGAAGCGUUUGGCAUCAAUCCCGUUGUCUGUCUUCUCUCGCAGGUAUGUGUCCCAUGGGCAGACGUAAUCCGCGCUAGUGUCAUGAAGCCGGGAACUCCGCAUCUAGUGAUUGUGAACUACACCUCACCGACCAAUCGGACUCCAGUUUCCAGCUUCGAUUCGAGUGUCGCCAACUUUCGAAGUUGUCGCAAUCCUGAGGGUCGAAUGGCUAAGCCAUGGUGCUACGUGUCCGCAGUUUCAUUUACGGGCAAUUCAUUGAACUCAUACCUCACCACGGUGGGAUAUCGCAAAGCGCCAUGCAAAGUGGACAUGUGUGAUCACUCAAGCCACAUGGGACUGCCUCUGGAUUUUGGUGACGAGUGUCCAUCGGGCUUCCUAACCCAAGUUGGGAAGACUGCAUCCCCGCAGGGAGAAAUUUCCACAGUUUACUGUGUCCUCUCGGCUAAGGGACUGCGGAACACGGAGAAAGGUCGAUUCAAGAAUUUCUGCAUGUUUUUACUUAAUCAGAACCGCGAGACCUGCCCUAAAGCUGACGUGGUGUUAAAAGAAAGUGAUCCUGCCUUUAGUUCUUCACCUUCCUCCACUCCUAAACCUCCUCCAGACUUUGAAGUUUUAGCCAACUGCAUCUUGUAG
This is a messenger RNA of Hydatigera taeniaeformis, 654 nucleotides long. The record is from the annotation of a GenBank genome assembly. Lineage: Eukaryota; Metazoa; Platyhelminthes; Cestoda; Cyclophyllidea; Taeniidae.